AUGUCCGACGACGAGUUCGACGAGUUCGGAGGACUUCCUGACUUAUUCGAUAAUAUCGACUGGAACACCAUUCCAGAACUCUCCGAUGCCAUCGCUGCCCAACCAUCCCAAGGUAUACCAGAUGUCCAGGCCGAGGCUGCAGUGGGAUUAGAAGGGCUGAAUCAAGAGGUUGGGUCUCCGGACUCGUCGCAAUACUCUUGCGAUGAGAUUCGGUUUGAUGAGACGGUGUUGGGCUUGCUGGAUGCGUUGGAAGAACGUGGUAUGCAAGGAAAUGCUGUAGCGUCCACGUCGUUGCAGCAGCAACCUGCCGCGACCACCGGACACUCUGUGACUGCAGCGCCGCCGCCCAUAGUUCCUGCACCAAUAAUUAGCGGUCAUCUACAACCCAACUCCUGCAAGCCCGAGAAACGCGCGAAGCGAUCUGGAUCGCCUCUUAUGUACGGCUCGCCGCGGAAGAAGGGCAAGCAUCAAGAAACUUUCGAGGAUUCCAGCACAGAGACGCAAGUGCGGGAGCGCAUGGAUGCAUAUCUCGCGUCGUUCCAGGAGGAACUGACCUGUCCAAUGUGCGUGCACGCUUUCUAUAUUCAGCAGGCUGUGAAUGGGGUGUAA
This is a messenger RNA of Pleurotus ostreatus (oyster mushroom), 609 nucleotides long. RefSeq lists its product as uncharacterized. The record is from RefSeq and is a predicted model, not a curated record. The coding region runs from base 1 to 609 and encodes 202 amino acids. Lineage: Eukaryota; Fungi; Basidiomycota; Agaricomycetes; Agaricales; Pleurotaceae. The transcript has 4 exons.